GAAACACACGUGUUUUCCUGUGUUCGUUAUAGUAUUUAUAUCUUCUGGUUAAUUAUUAGCAGUCUUUUUGCGUUUAAAUUUUCUUAGAUGUAGUUUGUAUUGUUUUACCUUUGCUUUGAAUUCAUUUUCAACAUAGGAAAUGGCCAAUAAACCCGAGUAUUUAGUUGUUGAUACAACUGCUUUCAUUCGGAAUGCUCCACUACAGGAGAUGGGACAGAACAUUGUUACAAUACAAGAAGUGGUGAAUGAAAUUACAUCAAAGAGGCAGCUCAGAAGAUUGGUGGUCAUACCAUAUGAUUUGAAGAUAAUGAAUGUGUUCCCUGAGAGCGUUUCUUUCAUUACAGAGUUUUCAAAGAAGACGGGAGAUUACAUGUCUUUGUCGGCCACGGACAUCAAGUUGAUGGCGCUCACUUAUCAGUUGGAAAAAGAGCAUGUCGGUGUUGACCACUUGAAAACAGCUCCGGUCACAAAUAGGAUUGUCACUUUUGACCGGCCUAAACUGUCGGCUCCUGAUCCAGCCGGCUUUUACAAGGGAACAGUGAAAGAAUCAUCAGCAGACAAUGAGGUGAAUGAAGAUGACAGUUCAACUCUUAUAAAGGAAGGUGAUGAAAGAACAGAAAUAGAAAUAGUUGAUUUUGAGAAGCCAGAAAACCAGGUUGAAAAUGUUGACAGUGGAUCAACUGAAGAAUCAUCAAACCUACAAGAAAGUAAUGAUGCCAUUUGUGAAGAAAGUGAUUCUGAUGGUAGUGGGGAUGAUGAGAAGUCUCUUGUUGAAGACCUUUCAAAACUCAAUGUUACCGAUGUACUGUCACCCGUGUCAGAUGAGGAAUAUAAAGACGAAGAGGGGAGUGAAGAUGAAGAUGAUGACGAAUCAGAUUGGAUAACUCCGGAAAAUUUACAUCAAGCUAAAAUGCAAAUGGACUUUGGACUGACAGAAGACAAAGCAGUGACAGUGGCUUGUAUAACUACUGACUUUGCAAUGCAGAAUGUGCUGAAGCAGAUUGGCCUGAAUGUUGUUGGGUUGGACGGUCGUGUAAUAAAACAUCUGCGGACGUUCAUUUUCCGAUGUUAUGCGUGCUUCAAGACUACGAGCAAUAUGACCAAGGUGUUUUGCCCCAAAUGUGGCAAUAAAACCCUCAAAAAAGUGUCCGUUUCGGUAGAUGAAAACGGGCAACAAGUCAUCCACAUAAACCCUCGCAAGCGUUUGACUGCCAGAGGGAAAAAGUUUUCACUUCCGAGGCCCCAGGGUGGUAAACAUUCCAACAACCCGAUUCUGUGUGAGGAUCAGCCGAUGCCGGAUCAGCGUCCCUCUCGGCUAGCCAGGACCAAGACCAAUCCUCUAGACGAUGACUACAUCGCAGGAUUCUCCCCAUUUGUCAUGAGGGAUGUGAAUUCUCGAUCAGCCAUGCUUGGGAUCCAAGGGAAACACACUCAAGUUAAAUAUUGGAUGAGGAAGAAUCCAAAUGAGGUGGUAAAACAUGGAAGGAGGAAGAAGAAGUAAAACAUUUAUAAAGAACAGAGGAUUUAUGUUUUUUUUAUGUACAUAGCGUUUAAUCAGUUAAAAGAAAUUACAAAUGUUUCUUAAG
Macrosteles quadrilineatus (aster leafhopper) is the source of this 1586-nucleotide messenger RNA. RefSeq names its product RNA-binding protein NOB1-like. Gene Ontology annotation, cellular component: preribosome, small subunit precursor. Gene Ontology annotation, biological process: maturation of SSU-rRNA; ribosomal small subunit biogenesis. NCBI's taxonomy places the organism in Eukaryota, Metazoa, Arthropoda, Insecta, Hemiptera, Cicadellidae. Gene Ontology annotation, molecular function: RNA endonuclease activity. Bases 140 to 1501 code for a protein of 453 amino acids. The transcript has 7 exons. The record is from RefSeq and is a predicted model, not a curated record.